AUGUCCGCCGUCGCUAUGUCGAAACGCAUCGAAGUUGAAAAAGAAGGGAAGAAGCUUGCUGAUAUCAAGGAGCUAAUCCUUGACGGAUGCUCUGCCACCGAGAUCGAGGGACUAAAUGAUGAAUUCUCGUCCUUGGAGCAUCUCAGUGUUGCAAACGUGGGGCUGACGACCCUCUCCGGCAUGCCUUCUCUACCCGCGUUGAAAAAGCUUGAUGCCUCGGGAAACCCAAUUGCAGGUGGACUUGAUGCCCUUUUAAAUUGUCCUAACCUUGUGUCUCUUAAUUUGUCCGGCAACAAACUAUCCAACGUUAGUGAUCUCGCUACUCUGGCGUCGUUGGACAGUCUCACUCGUCUUGAGUUGAAUGACUGUGAGUUAGCGACCCUCGAGAAUUACCGCAAAGAGGUCUUCGCCGUUCUGCCCAACUUAAGGUACCUUGAUGGUCUUGACCAGAACGGCAUCGAGGAGACCCAAAACGUGGGUCCUGAUGGAGACAUUAAUGGCGUGAGUAACGGUCAUGUUCCACCAAAAGAUGAAAGCGAUCAGGCUAGUGAGGACGAAGACGGUGAAAGCAGUGAGGAGCCGGUGGAGAAUGGAGACGCUCCGGGCUCCGAGGAAGACGAUGAGAUUGGGCUUUCCGUCCUCCAAGGCAGCAAGGAAUUGGAAGAUGACGAUGGUGAAGAUUACGUUCCUGGUGACGAUGACGAUGAAGAGGAUGACGAUAUUGAAGAGGAGGGAAUCGAGGAUGAACUCGCUGCUCUCUCGGGUGAGGAAGAGAGCGACCGCCGAUGUUCCGUUAAACGGCCCGCAGAGGAUAUCGAAGCGGAGGGAGUCAGUGAGGCGAAAUGCCGAGCCACUGACGACGGUGAAGCCGAGUAA
Mesocestoides corti is the source of this 876-nucleotide messenger RNA. The record is from the annotation of a GenBank genome assembly. Lineage: Eukaryota; Metazoa; Platyhelminthes; Cestoda; Cyclophyllidea; Mesocestoididae.